This is a messenger RNA of Talaromyces proteolyticus, 4094 nucleotides long. Its product is annotated as putative RNA-dependent RNA polymerase. Gene Ontology annotation, cellular component: nuclear RNA-directed RNA polymerase complex. The transcript has 5 exons. Bases 350 to 3958 code for a protein of 1202 amino acids. Gene Ontology annotation, biological process: siRNA processing. NCBI's taxonomy places the organism in Eukaryota, Fungi, Ascomycota, Eurotiomycetes, Eurotiales, Trichocomaceae. The record is from RefSeq and is a predicted model, not a curated record. Gene Ontology annotation, molecular function: RNA-directed RNA polymerase activity.
UCUUGUACAUAUCAAUUGAUAUGGUUUGCACUUCCGUAGAGCUACGAGGCUUCCGCUAACAAACGGUCCCUAUUUCGUAUGAAGGUUGCCUGGCAUCUUGUACCAGCCAUCGACUAGUUGACAACAUUUGAAGUGUUUUGCUUCAGACAAACGGACGAAGGUUUAUUUUCGUUGAUGAAACUGACUUUGAUCAUUUCGUACUCAGCAACCACCUGCUUUGCGAUAUCCUGACUUCUUCCACAAUACGCAGUUCUCCCAGACUAGGCUCGUCUACUUUGGCUCACUAGCACCUUACUUGAACGAGAUGCUCUUCCACUAACAGCAUAGCUAAGACGUCUAGAUCUCCAACAUGGAAGUCUUCUGCCGUAACGUGCCUACCAAUCUGAAGGUACACCACCUGAAGAGAGAGCUCAGGCCCAUCCUGGCAACAUUAGACAUCAUUGCAUUUGAAUGUCGAGUACACGCCUGCGGACAUGCCACCAUCACGAUUGCAGAUGUUGACAAGGCCAAACGGUUUUUGAGCAGAUAUCCACAGGCUCAAAGAGGGUCGAGGAUUCCAGCCCAUCAGCAGCUGAAGGUUUUGGGGACGAUCAUUUUCAUUGAGGAAGGAAGGAACAAACCAGACCAAUACAUGCUGUUAUCUCUCCGCGAGGAAGAAAUUGAACGUCGAAGUCGACCUCGCCGUCCUCCUUCUUCACUUACUGGGGACGCAGCUCAGAGGCCAAGAAAAUUCUUAAUCCGUGCCUUGUCGUGUGGUGUCUUCGACUUCGCAGGGAUCACUCCCAUAUUCGUCGAGUACUGGAAUUUGAGACAGCCAGGUAAUAUCAAGUUUAACUCGAAUAAACUGACCGUUGUCAUCCAGAGCCCCGAAAACCCACUGGAGAUGCUGAGACUUGAUUUCCAGUAUCGGAACCUAUUUGAUUCGAUAUUCGUGGACUAUGGCGGUGGAUCGAUAACUUUCUCUGGAGUGGCUCCUCCGUAUCUGUUUCGGGUUCCCCCAAAAAAGACACUGCAGAUUUAUCCUCGAGCUGCUCGUUUGGUAGCACGACUGGAACAAGAAGAGAAGAAGAUAAGACUUCGUUUCCUCAACAACGACCACAAGCAUAUCGUUUCUGCAUGCUUUGGAUAUCGUAUUUUACUGGCCAGUCCUGCUGAUGUGUCCCUCGUCCGCGGCCUCUCCAACGACCGCAACAUCCCGCAGGUAGAAAGAUGGAAAGAUCGAUUGAGCUAUCACAACCAAUCGUACGUGAACCAGCUUCGUGACUUUCUUGUUGGACUGGUCCGUCAAGGCCUUCCAUUCGCCAUCAUGUUCCAGCUUCAGAUGCUGGCUUUGAAUGGAGAAUUGCCGAUGUACAAAAUAAACCGUCUCACUCCGCAUGUAAAACAGCUGCUUACACGACACAAAGACGUGACUGUGGCCAGAGUUCUCAGAGAGCUACCAAGGAAACUUCAUUAUCCUACGCCGCACGCAGAUAGUAACGACGUGAGCCUAGAAAGCAUCAAACAUAUCAUCACCGAUCUUGAAAAUUCGCAUGCCAUUGACGAGGCAAGGCCAGGCCAACCGGGGUAUAUGAACCACAACCAAAUCGCCAUCCACCGCGCCAGCGUCACUCCCACCGGCAUAUACCUCGACGGACCCAACCCCGAAAUCAAAAACCGCGUAUUACGUCGAUACUUCGCCUACAGCGACUCUUUCCUUCGCGUGCGGUUUAUCGAAGAGUCCGGGGAUCCCAUGAUGUACGACAUUGGCACGGACUUGGACGAGAUUUUCCGUGGACGAUUUCGAGAGGUCCUCCGCGACGGUAUUGUUAUUGCAGACCGCCUCUACAACUUUCUCGGAUUCUCGAAUUCGUCACUCAGAUCACGCACCUGCUGGUUCAUGGCACCGUUUGAGGAUAACCUUGGGGACCGGGUCAGCGUGGACACUUUGAUUCCCAGAUUAGGCGACUUUCUGCUCAUCAGGUCGCCGGCGAAAUUCGCGGCGAGACUGGGUCAGACGUUUUCGGAUACUUUGACUUCGAUUCCCAUUGAGAAGCAUGUAGUCGGGAGGGUGCCAGAUGUGGAACGGAAUGGCAGGGUAUUCAGUGAUGGCUGCGGAACGAUUUCGAAAGAGAUUCUGUGGAGGAUUUAUCGUGAUUAUCCUCGUCAUGCAGUGGUGAAUCCGACGGUUUUUCAGAUUCGUUUCUCUGGAGCUAAAGGCAUGUUGUCGCUAGACAGCACAUUAAAAGGCCCAUCUAUCAGACUACGGGACUCCAUGAUUAAGUUCCACGCUGAAGAUGAAUCAAACAUUGAAAUCUGCGGAUCUGGCAUUGAGAAGCUCCCCUGCUACCUAAAUGCACCGCUAAUCAAAAUUCUAGAAGAUCUGGGUGUCGCCCGCGAUGUAUUUCUUGAGCUCCAAAGACAAGAAAUAGAAUCUCUCAGCCAAAUCGUUCACUCCCCCCAGCAAGCGGCGUCUUUUCUUGAACAAUCACAUAUCUCUAAAUCGAUACGUCUACCAUGGCUGAUCUUGGUAUUGAAAUCAAUGGACCUGUCCUACGUACAUGAUAGUUUCCUCAAACAGGCCGUGGAACUCACAAUCCUCACGAAGCUGCGGGAUCUCAAGUAUAAGGCCCGAAUCCGUAUCCCCAAGGCUGUUACGCUGUAUGGAAUUAUGGACGAGACGGGGGUUCUGAACGAACAUGAGAUAUUCGUGCCUGUUAUGAAUGAAAGGAAACAGCGAGAGAUUUUAGUUCAUGAUGCCGUGAUCAUAACCCGUUCUCCCGCCUUCCAUCCUGGCGACGUCCAACUUGUCAGCGCAGUUGACGUACCAGAGGACUCUCCACUUCGAAAUUUGCACAACUGCGUUGUUUUCAGCCAAAAGGGUAUGAGGGACCUACCCAGUCAGCUUAGCGGCGGUGAUCUUGAUGGUGAUCUUUUCAAUAUUAUUUAUGAUGACCGAUUCAAAUUGCGCAAGACGGCAGUACCGGCAGAUUACCCGCGUGUUCCUGGCGUGGUCCUUGAUAGAGCGGUGACUCUAGAUGAUAUCAAGGAUUUCUUCAUCACGUUCAUGCAGCAAGACCAGCUAGGCCGGAUUGCUACUACCCACAAAAUCCUCGCAGAUUGUCGUGAAGGCGGCACGUUUCAUCCUGACUGCUUGACGCUGGCGGAACUGCAUUCUACGGCUGUGGAUUUUUCGAAGACAGGCACACCGGUCGACGUUACGAAGAUCCCAAGAUAUCCCCACUACCGCCCCGAUUUUAUGGCCCCGGGACCUCGCGUGCGAGUCGCUGAGAGCAUCGAAGUUCUCGAAGCCGAAGAAAAACACACCUGGGAUGACGACGUCAAUGAAGCCGACGACGACGACGAUGACAUGCGGCCCGGGCGACGGUAUUACAAAAGCCAGCGCGUUCUGGGAUAUCUAUUUCGUAAGAUCGAUGAACGAAAAUUCCUUGUUGACCUACAAACCGCUUCGAAGCCAAAGCAGUCAGUGAAUUUGCUGCAUUAUUUGUGGGAUUAUAUUCAACGGGAAACAGUGGGCUUUAUUUGGGAGCAUCAUAAAGAGCAGGGUUUUGUUGUGAGGGAUAUCUAUGAAGAAAACCUGGAGGAUAUGAUGUAUCGGUACUCAGAAACGCCAUGGAAAACCGCUUUGACCGAGGUCGAAGUUUUCAUCGGCAAUAUCAUGGGGAAGAACCACAAACAGACGGUACAGCAAAAAGAAGCUUCCAAGACGAUGCGAGAGGAAUACGAUAGUCUGGUUACCUGGGUCAUGGGACUGAUAACAGGCCAGGGAACGUCCGAAGAACAGGAGUCACUGGAACGAUCCGUCGCGUGUUUCUGGGUUGCUAUGAGCAGUUCUACUACCACUGUUGAUAAGCACAAGUCAUCGUCGGGCACGAUUAAACUCCGUAGUUAUCCGUGGAUUGCGGCUAUUGCUUGUCUUCAGGAGAUUGACAAGUUUCAGCGGAGGAUGCCUUAUUGAUUAGGAGCUGUGGGUAGAUGUGGGGAAGUUUGAUUCGGUAGUUGCGAGAUGGGGUGUGAUGAUGAUUUUGCAUUGCAUGUACGGUUAGGAGAGCGUAGUUAAAUUGUCACGAGUUCAUGAAUACACGUCGUUAAUA